Molecule: messenger RNA, 2672 nt
Organism: Mercurialis annua (annual mercury)
Lineage: Eukaryota; Viridiplantae; Streptophyta; Magnoliopsida; Malpighiales; Euphorbiaceae
Exons: 4
Coding region: 430-2361 (643 amino acids)
Source: RefSeq, a predicted model, not a curated record
AUUAAAUAUCUUAAAACAUCAAAAAAACACAAAUUAAUGGCGUGUGUUAUAAACUGGAAGAUCACAAGAUGAAAAGCAAAAGUCACCAGGAACAACCAAAAAAUCCAUCAAACAUACACAUGCCUUGUAUUGUAUUAUUAUCUCGCUCGCUAAUUAUAAUUUAUACACAGAAAAAAAAGCUUAAAUCUUUCCCCAUAAUCUCGUGACUUUUCUUUGUUUCCACUCAUUCCCAAAUUUAUAGGCAUCAUUUCAGCACUUUUUCUUUAAUCACUCUUCUUUACUCACCCCAUCUUCUUCUACUUUGAUCUUCCAGUUUCAGAGAUUGAUUUUGUGGAGGAUAAGGUUAAGGAUCAAGAAAUCACCUUGGUUUUUGGUACAUGGUGUCAAAUUAGCGAGCUGUGAAAUUUUCUUGAUUUUGAAGUAGUACUAAUGGAGGAGAGGAGAUUGAAUUUCAAUAUUCCACUUUUAUCAGUGAGGAGAUCUACUACUCCAACAAGAUCUUCUGCUCGAAAUGACGAAAAGGUGAACGAAAUUGAGAAUUCGCAGCUAAAUAGACAACGGACAUUGGCUUCGCCAGAUUGCGGCUUGGAUCAAGUAACUGAACCAGUUGCAGUGCCUUUUAUGUGGGAGAAAAUCCCGGGGAGACGAAAAGAUAAUCGAAUGCAUGAUUCGAAGAGUCACGAGGAUGCUCCUCGUAAGGCGUUGUCUGUCGUAAAGCAUAUUGAGGAUAAGAAACCUGAGGAUCGAGUUCUUAUUAGGCCUCAGAUUAAUGCAAAGUCAUUUAAUAAAACUACGAGUGGAUUGAAUUGUUCGAAGGAAGAAGCAAAUGAGGACAAUGAUGAUGAGGAUGCCGAGGAUGCGUAUUCUGAUGCACUCGACACAUUGUCUCCGACAGAUUCGUUCUCUAUGAACUGCAGUUUUAGUGGUGUGAGUGGCUUUGAUAGUAAAGUUGCAAAGCCUUCAGGAACUCACUCAACCGAUCAGCAUACCCGAGAUUUCAUGAUGAAUCGCUUCUUACCGGCUGCCAAGGCAAUGACUUUAGAGCCGCCACAUUAUGCUGGAAGAAGGCAAUCUGUGUCAGGUGAACAACCUAAACAGAUUGUCAAAGUUAUUCCGAGGGAUAAAACACCUCCAGUUAUUCGAAAUGAAUUGAGGAAUAUCCCACCUUAUUAUCACCAAGAUAAAGAAGAAGAUGAAACUGAAGAUGAAUGUGAUAACUUUUCUGAUUAUUCUAGCAAAAUAACAGCUAAAGGUUGCAGUUUUCUUCCUCGGUUAUGCAUUAAAAACUCUUUGUAUCUCCUGAAUCCUGUUCCUGGAUUGAAAGUUAAGACUCAAACUUCCGGGUCUUCGGUCCGGGAUGUUAAAAAACUGACUAAAGCUAUCUUCUCUAGAUCCCAGAGUCCAACUGCUAAGAAGCCUACUAGGGAUGCUGUUACUAAACAAAAACUAGACAAGGAAGUUUCCUCACCAAGGCUGCAAGGAGUUGACAAUAAGCUAACCGGUGGAUCCAACCGGUUUAUUCACGCAGCAGAUAGGCAAAUGAUAAGUAGGACAUCGCCAUUUAGGCGUUCAGGUUGCUUAUCUCCUUGCCGUGAUGAAACACCUCAGUCUCCUUUCCGCGGACGUGGAGGAUCUCUCGGAAUUCCUAAAGAACUUGAAGGUCUAAAACCCAAUAAGUUGAACUCGUUCAACAGAGGCGCCUAUAGCAAAUCUCAGGAACUGGUACCUUAUAAUGCCAUUAGACGUGGUUCACGUCCAGCGAGUCCUGCUGUCGAGAAGACAUUGUAUGUAGAUACUGUAAAUGUGGCAGGACUCUUGUGUUCAAAUUCAGGUAAGAAGGGAUUUGUGGAUUCUGCUGAGAAGGAUCUUAAGGCAUUGUUUCAAGAAAUUGCUGUUGUAAAAUCUUCAUUUCGGGAGAUGAAGUCCCCGAAAUCGAGUCUUCCUGCUGUAGAGAGUAAACUGGAGAAUAAAAGCUUGCAUUCCCGGGAUCUGUCAUCUAACAGAGGCCGCAUGGAGAUGGCAGAAGAUGCCAAGGAAUCAAGGGCCUUGGUACCUGUAAGUACGGAAAGUGAUCAGAUUUCAAACAGACACAAUACUGGAAGUGAGGAGACUAGUUUAGUACCAAUACACCCUCCACUUGCUCCACUUCUACCGAAAACUCCAUCAGAAUCUUGGCUUUGGCGUACUCUGCCUUCAAUGUCGUCUCAGAAUUUAUACCGUGGCACGAGUUUCCAGAGCAAAAGGCAGGAUCCUAAGACAUCCUCUGCUACUACCAAAUGGGAAAACAUUGUCAAAUCAUCUUAUUUGCAUCACGAUCAUGUUCGCUACUCCGAGGAACUAUUUCCUCAUGCUCCUAAGUAAUCGAAAAGCUGAGAGAUUUGAAGGUGUUUCCUACAUUACAUACUGCCAUUGUUUUGCUUGGAUUUUGGAUUUGUAUCAGAUAGUUCAGUUCAGUCCCAUUUUUUUGCUGGGAGAAUCAUUCAACUAAAACCAUAGGCAGAAUGUUUUUGCACUUGGUUCUUGUAUUAUAAAGUUAGUAAAUUUUGCGUUCCCUUUCUUGCAUUAUGUGCCUGCUUAAACUCAUGCAAGACUGAGGCAAUGGCUGUGUAAACUCUAUAUGAUCUCAUGUUUCGGUAUUACAGAAAUUUAAAGGCCAUUUUUUGAGUGGUCAA